Messenger RNA from Mytilus californianus (California mussel), 1188 nucleotides. RefSeq names its product zinc finger protein 239-like. The record is from RefSeq and is a predicted model, not a curated record. Gene Ontology annotation, molecular function: RNA polymerase II cis-regulatory region sequence-specific DNA binding; DNA-binding transcription activator activity, RNA polymerase II-specific. Bases 36 to 1013 code for a protein of 325 amino acids. Lineage: Eukaryota; Metazoa; Mollusca; Bivalvia; Mytilida; Mytilidae. Gene Ontology annotation, biological process: regulation of transcription by RNA polymerase II. Gene Ontology annotation, cellular component: nucleus. The transcript has a single exon.
UUUAUGUCGAUCAGACUCCAGGUAACUUAGAGAAAAUGAGAAGUGGACGAGAAAGAACAGAAACAAAUAAAAUGUCUGACAACGAAAAUACAGCUGAUUCCAUGAUCACAUCCCUUGAGCAGACUCCGGACCACUUAAAGGAACACAUCAGCUUUCAUGCUGGAGAAAAUUAUUAUAAAUGUGAAGUGUGUGGUAAACGUUGCAAUAACGGUACAAAGCUGAAGGCACAUAUGAGAUCACACAUUGGAAAUACGACUUUCAACAUAUUUAAAUGUGAUAUAUGUAAUAAAGGGCUGAGUACAUAUCGUGGUUUACAAACACACUUCCUAACACACACUGGUUAUACACCUUAUGAAUGUAAAGUGUGUGGUAAAAAGUGUAGUCAGAGUGGUAACUUAUGGCAACACAUGAAAUUGCAUACAGGUGAUAAACCUUAUCAAUGUGAUGUAUGUGGUAAAGGGUUUAGGCAGAAUGUUAUCUUACAAACACACAUGAGAACACAUACUAGAGAUAAACCUUAUAAAUGUGAUGUAUGUGAAAAAGUUUUUAGGCAGAGUAAUGGUUUACAGAAACACAUAAGAACACACACUGGUGAUAAACCAUAUGCAUGUGAUUUGUGUGGCAAAAACUUUAGUCGGGGAGAUACCUUACAGGCACACAUAAAAAUACAUACUGGAGAUAAACCUUAUCAAUGUAAUGUGUGUGGUAGAGGGUUUAUUUACAGUUGUAACUUACGGAGACACAUUACAGUGCAUACUGGUGACAAAAUGUUUAAAUGUGUCGAAUGCAGUAAAAGGUAUACUACUAGUCAUAGUUUACGGAUACACAUGAGAAUACACACUGGUGAAAAACCUUAUAAAUGUGAUGUAUGUGGAAGAGGAUUUAGUCUUGGACAGAACAUGAGGACCCAUAUGAGAACACACACCGGUGAUAAACCUUAUAAAUGCAAUCUAUGUGGUAAAAGUUUUAGUCAGCUUGGGAAUUCACAGACACAUAUGAAGACACAUACGUAAUUAACCGCAUUAGGAUGUGAUGCAUGAAUAAAUGUUGAGAAAGAACUUGUGCCACAUAAAAGGAUUCAUUAUCAUGCUGAUGUGUAUAAAACUUUUACAUUGAUAUCUCAGUUCACUUCUGUCGCAGAAAGCUCGACAAAGGGAUAGUGAUCCGGCGGCGGCGACCACUGCGGCG